CACAGCCUCGUAAAAGUCUGACUUUACACUGGGGGGGCAGCAGCCUCAGCUGGAUUUAUUUCAUUUAGCUGGCUGCUAAGCUAAAUAGAAGGAGUGUCCUUCACCAGUGUUAUUCGGACUGUCUGUGUCUCUGUGUUGUCAGUCAGCCAUGGCUGCCCAGUGUGUGACCAAGGUGGAGCUGACCGUGUCCUGUGAGAACCUCCUGGACAAAGACAUCGGCUCCAAGUCCGACCCUCUGUGUGUCCUGCUGAUGAACAGCUCUGAGUCCAAGUGGUAUGAGCUGGCACGAACAGAGAAAGUCCAGAAUUGCCUCAACCCAAAGUUUGCCAAGAAGUUUGUUAUCGACUAUUACUUUGAGAUCGUGCAGAAACUGAAGUUUGGGAUUUAUGACAUUGACAAUAAGACCAUUGACCUGAGUGAUGAUGACUUCCUGGGAGAACUGGAGUGCACCUUGGGCCAGGUUGUAUCCAGUAAAAAACUGACCAGACCGCUGGUCUUAAAGAACAAGACGCCUGCAGGAAAAGGGACCAUCACAAUUACUGCUGAAGAAAUAAAAGACAACAGAGUAGUGAAUUUCGAAGUGGAAGCGAGGAAACUGGACAACAAGGAUUUCUUUGGGAAGUCUGACCCUUACUUGGAAUUCUACAAACAGACACAGACUGGAUGGCAGCUGGCCCACAGGACAGAGGUGGUGAAGAACAACCUGAACCCAACAUGGAGACCAUUCCGAAUCCCUCUGCAGUCCCUCUGUGGAGGAGACAUGGAGAAGCCUGUGAAGGUUGAUUGUUUUGACUAUGACAACGAUGGCUCUCAUGAUCUCAUUGGAACCUUUGAGACCACAGUGACACGCCUGCAGGAAGCCUCACGAACCUCUCCGGCAGAGUUUGAAUGCAUCAACAGUAAAAAGAAACAGAAGAAGAAAGGCUAUAAAAACUCUGGUGUCGUGAGUGUGAAGCUGUGCCAGGUGGUGAAGGAGUAUAGCUUCCUGGAUUACAUCAUGGGGGGCUGUCAGCUAAACUUCACUGUGGCUGUUGACUUCACAGGCUCCAACGGGGAUCCCAGGUCUCCUCAGUCUCUACACUACAUCAGUCCUCAGGGUGUCAACGAAUACCUCACUGCUAUCUGGUCUGUGGGCAACGUCAUCCAGGACUAUGACAGUGACAAGAUGUUCCCUGCCUUUGGCUUUGGAGCUCAGAUUCCUCCCACAUGGCAGGUUUCCCAUGAGUUUCCGCUCAAUUUCAACCCAGCAAAUCCAUUCUGUGCAGGUAUUGAGGGCGUGGUGGAGGCCUACAGGGUGUGUCUGCCUCAAGUCAAACUCUACGGCCCAACCAACUUCUCGCCUAUCAUCAACCAUGUAGCCUGUUUCGCUAAGCAAGCCCUCCAGCAGACCACUGCAUCUCAAUACUAUGUCCUGCUCAUCAUCACUGACGGAGUGAUCACAGACAUGGAUGACACACGCAAUGCCAUCGUCAACGCCUCCCGCCUGCCCAUGUCCAUCAUCAUUGUUGGGGUCGGGGGAGCAGACUUCUCCGCAAUGGAGUUCCUGGAUGGAGACGAUGGACGUCUGCGCUCCCAGACAGGCGAAGCCGCCAUGCGAGACAUUGUUCAGUUUGUGCCUUUCAGACAGUUCCAAAAUGCUCCUCGAGAAGCACUGGCCCAGAGUGUGUUGGCAGAGGUUCCCAGUCAGGUGGUGGAGUUUUUCAAUACCAUGAAGCUGGGCCCAACCCGCACUGACCCUGCACCAAACCCAGCAGGGACUGCAUAACACGACAGGGAACACACCACAGAUAAAAGCCUGCUCUUGCUGAUAAGGGGCCCACACUCCAAAGAAUAGGGGCCCCUCCCCAGGACAGGAACCUUUUGCACUGCUUCAGCUUAUUAUCCAAGAAGCCAUCCUCCUGCUCCUCUACUCUUCCCCAUGUCAUCUCAGUCCUCUCCUCUCCUGUCUCCUCUGUAAAUAAUGCCCAUAUGUUCUACAUAGCUUUAAGAACCGACCCCAGUGUGAGGCUCCAACCAUGUGAACCACAUUCCUGCUUCUUCUGAAUUCCACAAAGUUGACCAGUUGUGGUGUGCCAUGUCAGAACAAAUAUCAAUAUAUUUGUGUUUGUUUUUCUUCAUAUCAAGAUGGCAAUGCCUUAUAUUUUGAGCUGAAGAGUAAUAGUUUGUUAUAACAAGGGAAACAUUAUUAUUUUUUUAAGUUGACCUAUUGCAUGGCAAAUAACUAGCAAUCACAUUAAUAACUGCAUACUAACCUCACAUAUUGAAGUUGCCUGCAUGCUGUUUAUGUCCUCAGAGAACUAUUUACAGUAGUGUUAGCAUGAUGAUGUACAUGUACCUACAUGUAGCCAAAUAGCUUCAUAGUUGCUGCUGAACUACUAGUGCCACACAAGUGUAUUAUUGAUCCAGCCGGUGUGACAACCUCUUACAACUUUAUGAACUAUAAAGACUUGAGUAUUGAGUCAGUUUACACAUAAUGAAAUGCCAAGCUUCUUUAUGUAGAUUGCAGCCAAAUAUUCCUCAGAGCAAGCCAUAUCUAAACAAAAUUGUAAUUGUAAAUGUUUAAAUGUUUGAAAUGGAAAAUAGCUACUUGUCAACAAAUGGUUUCAUCAUAGAAUUCAUUGUAUAUCAGCCUCAUCUCUCAUGUUUGUUAUUGCUCCAUGAUCUACCACUGUUGAGAUUAGUAUGUCACGUUUGUCAGUAUUAAUCAUGCUGUUACUGUAAAAUAUAAAUACAGUACCGUAUGUUGACAGUUUGACUGGAUUAUCUGCUUCUGUGCAUUGAUGUUUUGUAUGGAUAUCCACUAUUCAACACCUGUGGCAGAUCUAUGCUAUGCUGACUGUUCACUGUUCUUCACAGCUUAAAAUCAGGCCUUGUGCCAUAAUCCUGUUGAAAAUAUUUCAUGCUUGUUACCUGUUAAGGACAGAUUGCAAAUAAAAUAAUUUCUUACUCAGUGCAA
Molecule: messenger RNA, 2956 nt
Organism: Myripristis murdjan (pinecone soldierfish)
Lineage: Eukaryota; Metazoa; Chordata; Actinopteri; Holocentriformes; Holocentridae
Product: copine-3-like
Exons: 16
Coding region: 149-1765 (538 amino acids)
Biological process (GO): ERBB2 signaling pathway; cellular response to calcium ion
Cellular component (GO): plasma membrane
Molecular function (GO): calcium-dependent phospholipid binding; receptor tyrosine kinase binding
Source: RefSeq, a predicted model, not a curated record